GACGGGAUCAAGAACACAGGUUUCUUUGAUACUCAGCCCAGAGGGACGGCAGGAGGAGCCUGGAGACCCGUUCUUCACUUGGUCAUCCUCAUCUCAGUCCAUGAUGGCAUGGUCUCCAGUGCUCUUUGCCAUUGUCAUCUUGUCUAUUUUUUCAGAGCCUAGCAGGGCUGAUCGAGCCAUGCCCAAGCUGGCUGACCGGAAGCUGUGUGCGGAUGAGGAAUGCAGCCAUCCUAUCUCCAUGGCUGUGGCCCUUCAGGACUACGUGGCCCCUGAUUGCCGCUUCUUGACUAUAUACAGGGGCCAAGUGGUGUAUGUCUUCUCCAAGUUAAAGGGCCGUGGGCGACUCUUCUGGGGAGGCAGUGUUCAGGGAGAUUACUAUGGAGACCUGGCAGCCCGCCUGGGCUAUUUCCCAAGUAGCAUUGUCCGGGAGGACCUGACUCUGAAACCUGGCAAAAUUGAUAUGAAGACAGAUAAAUGGGAUUUCUACUGCCAGUAAGCUCAGCUAACCGUAUCCCCGCAGCUACCCUUCCGACUCUGCAAAUACAGCAGCUGCCAACUGCAAACUGUUUUGUCUCUGAUUUUUGAGGUUGGGUG
This is a messenger RNA of Arvicanthis niloticus (Nile rat), 594 nucleotides long. It is a transcript of the gene Mia, whose product is annotated as MIA SH3 domain containing. Lineage: Eukaryota; Metazoa; Chordata; Mammalia; Rodentia; Muridae. Gene Ontology annotation, biological process: extracellular matrix organization. The record is from RefSeq and is a predicted model, not a curated record. Gene Ontology annotation, molecular function: protein binding.